GUCGUCACCUGUUUUUCACUUUUCACGUUGCAGUUUGCAAGUUCAUUAUUUCAGUGAUAUUUAGUUUAUUUUCUAAGUAUUGGUUGCGUUUAUAAAAGAAAACAUUGUAAGCUGAAGUAGCUCCGAUAAUAUACACUCUUCCGUUUCAAUCUGGUGAAAGUUCAAUUGUUUACCUAAACAGUUUGGUCUAUUUUCCCCUCAAAAGCCUAGGUACUGGGCUUAAGAGCUUCUGUCCGUUCCUACACUUAUGUGUAAAAAGUUGCACAGGUCUUUUUAUCUUAAGUUGAAUUGUGAAAGUAUUGCAAAUCUCAACCAUGCGCGAAGAAAUAUCAGCAGCAGUCAUAUUUUUAGCUCGAUUGUUAGAGAAAGGCGAAAACUUUAACCCGAGGCAGUUGGAAGAGUUUAAGGCACGUCUUUCAGAACUCUUAAUAGAACGCUUUGAAAAUCAUUGGUUCCCUGACUUGCCUCAAAAAGGGCAAGGUUAUCGUUGUAUUCGAGUCAAUGAACAUUCUAGGCAUGACGUAUCUUUGGAGAAGGCUGCUAGGGCUUGUGGGAUAAAGUAUGAAGACAUGAAGCUACCGGUUGAACUCACCAUAUGGGUUGAUCCAAAUGAAGUUUGUUGCAGGUUUGGCGAGAACAAAGGUUCGUACUGUACAUUGGCGUCAUUUAAUGACAAAGAGAACCUGAUUGAGGUGAGUGAAGAGAUCAAGGAGUUGUUGGACGGAGAUAUAAAAGACAUUGUGACACCAAGUGAGAAACCGGAGUCACCGGUGCCGACAGAGCCCAAAGUAGAGGACAAGGAGGAGAAGAAGACUGUGGAGACUGUCACAGCCGAGACUCCUGUCAAAGACACCAAGCCACAGACAACUCCGUUGGCGACCAACAACUCACGUCAGUCUCAGCAACAUCAUCAGCAUCACCACAAUAACAACCGUAAAUGGGUGCAGACCAGUCCUAAACAGAAGUCUGGUGUGAGGCGGGGUGGUUACCCUCCACACCCCCACCACGCUCCAUGGUACAACAUCAUCUCUCCUCACUGGAUGUCUCCUUCCCCCCCGCCGUACCAUCCUAUGUUGCGUCGUCAGGGAGCCCCGCUGCCACCCCACCCUCGCUACCAUUGGCCCAACAAGUCUAUGCUCAAGGUUUAAUCUCUACUAUUCGACAUAUAAGUGUACACCUCUUUAAAAUCACCGUGUCUUCAGGAAUGAGUUUUGAUAGUUUUGCCUCCUCUCUUAUUUAGAUUUGUGGAAAUCAUUAUGUUUUUCUUUUCAGUGUUUACGUAUUAAUAAACAGAAAAAUGUGAUUUUAAAGAGCAUUUUUAGCUGUAGGCAAAUAGGAUUAACUCACUGCCAGCGAGAUAACAUGUAAGGUCGUCUGCAAUGCUUUUCCAUUCUUUGUCAUCCCCCCCCCCUGAUUGUACAUAGUAGUUUAGGAUUCGUACUUACGGCAGUAGUUGUUUCUUAGGCAUUUCGUGACUGCACAAAAUUGUGUGAUAACCUCAAGAGUAGUGCCACUAGAAUCGAGAUGAAGCUUAAUGUUAAUAUGAUACCUGUGAUAAUUUUUCUCUCAUACUCUUUUUAGAUACAAGUCCUAUUUUCCCUUUCAGAAUCCUGUUUUACUACUAACGGGAUUGAUAAAAAUGCCAGUUACUACUUUUGCAGUUACAAUCGGUUUUUAAUGUUCAGCGCAAUAUAUUUCAGAUGUAUAAAACUGUUUUGCUCAAAGUUAGAUAAAAACACACAGGCUGGAGUGUUACCUAGAUACUGUAAGAAGUUUGCUGGGUAGAAGAACAUUUGGAGUUAGAUAUAACAUCGUUAGUACCCUAAGAAACUUUAGUAAAAUUCCUUACGCAAUAUUUUAUAUUUAAUCAUCAUAAAUCAUCAGUUUAGGUAUUUCAUACCUACAAAUGUGUUGCUAGUAUUUAGUGGAUUCCAUAGCAUAUGCAUUGAUGUUUAGGAUUUAAUUUGAUCAUUCGUUCUCAAAUAAUCAGGAAAUAAUGUUAUUUACUCUUCAUUUAAGAAUUGUUGUUCUGAUUUUUUAUGUUAUAUCAUUAUUGUGUUAAUAAAUAAGUAAUUACCUAAGAUGGAUUUAGUACUUGUAUCAGUAAACAGGACUUGAUCUCUAGUAGUGUUCUUUGUUAGCGUUUCUUGACUAUUGCAGAUGGAACCUAUUUGCCUACGACUCAUUCCAUCCACGUCGCUUAUUAUUGCUAUGUACUCGUGUUUCUAGUUGCAAGGCUUAAGCUACGAAUUUGUGAAAUUCCCAUUUUUCUGCAAUGCAAUGUAACAUAGAAGAUGGUGUUAUCCUGAUUUAGAUUAUACAAUAAAUGUGCAUUUACCUGCAGAUGAAAUUGAUGUUUCUGAAAUUUUUGUCUUAAAUUUAGUCAACUCUAUUUGAGUCCUAUUUGUUGUAAAGGAAAUUAGCCUAAAUUGCUUCUUUAGUCGUUUUAAGAAUUUUAGUUAUGUAUGAUUUAUGGUAUUAUUGGAUUUUGUUAUGUUCACAUAGUUUUUAUAGUUGUUUUGGUAGUAAGAUUUAUCUUAACUUUUUAAUGGAUAAUGUUCAAUUUUGCUGAGUUUGAUAUUGUUUAUGGAUUUGGGUUUAUGUUGGCAUGUUAGUCAAUUUAGCUGUUCUACAUUCAUUAUCUAAGGUUUACAUCAACACCUCAACUUGGGUUGGAUUUUUUGUUUCCCUUAAUAUUACUUUUUGCGCAAUAUUUUAUUUUAGUUUGUUAAGAUAAAAAAGUUCUUAAAAGUUUUGAUCUCAUUUUUAAAAGUUUAAAUCAGUGGAAUUGCUUUUGCUAUAUGAUCACCUUAAGUUGGGACAAAGAUGUAAACUGCCUCUUGGAAGAACUAUUUGCUAGGACUCAGAACCAAUUGUAAAUAGGUUUUAACGUGUAAAAUAGUAAAAUAUUUGUUAAUAAUGUCCAUUUAAAAAUCAAAUGUGUCCUUGGAUUUUAAAUAAAUAUAAGUUGUACUGAUUUCUUGCUGUAAAUAAAUUGUUUGGUCAAAAGAUAUACAAGAUGUCUAUAAACUGGAUGGAUUGAUCUAAAAGAAAAAAUUGUUUAAGGUCAUGUUGCGAUGAGAUAUUCUGCUAAAUUGAUGGUUGAGUUUGGGAGUUUUGUUUGUUUUCUUGCUGUUAAAUUUGGUCGAUAUCAUAAAACAUAACUUAAUUCAGGAAUUUUUAUGUUUCCCAAUUUAAAAAAUAUAUUCAUCUUGUAAAUAAUAUAUUUUUAAGAUGACUAGAGGUUACCGUUUGGUUGAAAACUCUUUUUUCUUUAUAAUUUUUAUAGGACAGUUUUAAUAAAAGUUUGAUAUGGUGAUUGUUUGUAAAUAUUUUUAUUUCAGGCUGAAAACUUUUGAUAGCAAACAAACGCUUUAAACUCAAAACUAUGCUGUUGAGCAGAAUUGACGGUCAUGUUGCGGUAGAAUUCUUUAUUAGCCAUUGACAUUGUAUAUAAUAUAUGUGUCAGCAAUGGUCAAUGAACCAACAAUUAACAAUAGCAAACAAGUCACAAAAACAGCACAAAUAAACUUAUAAUAAAACACAAUGUUCUUUUCUUUAAGAAAAUCUUGAUGUAUUUUAUGAUUUUAAAUUAAAUUAUUUAUCUCCAAUUUGACUAUACUUACUGUAUGUAAAAGUAAUUUAAAAAAAGGAAAUUUCCAUGAAAAAAGUAAAGUCUAAAGUGUGUGUACCCUUUCUGGAGUAAUUGAAGUGACUCCCUUUUAAUAGGCUUAAAUAGCUCACUUUUUAUUUAAGACCAAUUAAAUUUACUUAUUCUGCAAUGCUACUUUGAUCAAAAUGUUGUAGACAUAAAGAAUUAAACCUUUGAUAAAUUGGCAAUGAUUUUCACAGAGGCGCAACCUAUUGUACAAAUCCAUCCAGUGUAUAGACAUUGGAUACAAUAUAGCUUUUACAAGUUUUAAAUUUCACCAUAUUAUUAUUUGUGGUAUAAAUAUUGUAUAAACAAUAUUAUUGUAUGUUAAGAUUACGUAUACUUUGAUUGCAUCAUUAUGAUGGUUUUUAAUAUAUUGGUAUAUUGUAUGACGAGUUUUCUUGUCUCGUCACAAAGUAUUAUUUUCUCGUCUGAGCGUUGAACGCAGACACAGUGUUGCUUAUUGACAUAACAUAAUGUAAGUUUUGUUUUCUGCAGAGGUUUGUCAUUUUAAAUGAUAAUAGUUGACUUUGCUGUUCAAUGUGAAUAAAACAAAUUUAGAGGGGAUUGAAAAACAUAUACUUCUUUGUAAUUGCUGUUUCAAGUUGAAAAUUACAUACUUUUUUUAUUUAGGAUCGAAUACCAAGUUAAAAUUUGUCACUAGGCCAUAAAGAUGCUCUUUACGAGACAAUUUCAACUGUAACGUUGAAAAAUUAUGUGUAGCCGAGGCUAGAAAAUUAGCGAGUAGAAAAGGCUUUGGUUGUGUGACAAACUAUAUUUUUUCCUUACUGAAUCAUUCUUUCAGCUAACUAAUUCACAACUAAUUUUGUUUAACUAGUUUCCUAAUUAAACACUUUUGUUUUGCUGCAUAAACAAACAGAAUCUGAUGUUCACAAUUCAUUCAGUUAUUUGGCCUGUUUUGGUGGAAAAUGAACACAAAUUUAUUUCAAUGCCAAUAUGAUAAUACAUUUAUAAUCGAAAGUAUUUUCUUUAUCAAAAUCAGUUUAGACAAAGUUUACAAAUGAGGAAAAAUUUACAUCUGAUUUCCUGGACUCCAGCCAUAGCCUCCUCUGAUACAGGGCCGCGGUGAGACACAAGUGGCAAUGCUGCAGAUCCGGCAUACUGAAACAGCUGUUAUAUUAAUUCAUAAUGGAGCGAUACACAAUGUUUUUGUUUACAAGUUUGUUAUUACCAUGGCGAUAGGCAUGCUGGUGCGUUGCCACACACCAACGCGCAGCUAUGUAUUAGAGGAGGCUAUGCUUCAGCCAAUUAUUUUUCACUAUCACAAGUUAAAAAACAGCUGUUUUGCAGUGUGACCUAGUACUUAUGCUAAUAACAUUGGAAGGGAUUAAAAUACACAGUUAUUACGUUUCUAUCCCCUCAAAACACACAUACAGGUCAAAAUUAAAGGUCAAAACUAACAUUUAAAGGCAUAACUCUUUUUACACUUUAAUUAGGAUCUGAAAUGUGUUGAUUUGAAAAAAAUAAAAAUAAUUUUACUAAAUGCCAUGUAAUUAAAUUUCUGAAAGGUAACUUACAUUAUGACCUUAAGGAUUACUUGUUUAUAAGUUAAAACCUUUUAUUUAUACAUAAAAAAAUCAUUUUUCUACGUUAAAUGUAGUAUAGAUUUUUAGUAGUGUCUCAAGAACACGUUAAAAUAGUUUGAUUUCGUAGUUAUCGUCGAUUUUCGUAUUUUUAACCUAAGGCAAUUUAAUUCGUUUUUAAAUAUUUUAAGAAAUUGUUUUAUUUUUUCCUUUUUGAACAUAUGUGUUUCUUAUAAAAAAUAAGUAAAAGUUUUAUUUGACAGAUUUGCUAACAAGACCCAUGUGCUACAAACCUCUGCGGAAACAAUAAAAAUAUUUAUCUCACAUGCACUUUCCGCAAUUUUGGAUUGUUGUGGUGAUGCUGCCACUUUCUUGACCACUUCCUUACUGCAAUUCCAUAUUAUUAUGCAUGGCUCUUUUAAUUUGCUUUUACAAAGGUGUAUAAUCAUUUAUUUACAAGUCAUACAGUUAAUGGUUAUCACGUUUCUUUAUGGGGUAAGAUUCAUUUUAAAUUGUAUAUACGCAUUAUUGUAAUAUUUAAUGUAUUAAGUCUAGUAUAUUAUGAGACGAAGGCAAUCUUAGAUUAUCUAGGGCUGUUGAUGGAUAUUUCUCCGCUUGGACAAGCGGAGCGAUGUUGUUGUCGAAGGUGGUCAUCGUUGGCGCACAGUGUUGUCGACUCGGUUGAUAUCACUUGUGUGGUGGACGGGAGGAGUCAAGUUUAUAAGUGGUGGUUUUAUUUACUCCAAACGUUUUUAGAACUGUUUUUGAUACUUCAAAAAGGCUUAGGCGAGUUGUUUAUUUCUCACUUUUUACUAGGUACAUCCGUGAGUAAUUUUUUGAGUUUAUUAAUUUUUUAUAUGGGUGGAAAUUCUUCUGUUAGUCAUCUUUAUUUGGUUUGGUAUUAUCUUACGGUUAAUGUUGAUGUUUUUAAUACAUUUUCCUAGUUAUGAUAUUAUAGUUAAUUGAUUUGCAUCUUAAUUUUAUAAUUUCUAUUGUUAUUUGGAGAUUUUCAUUGUAUUGUUGUGGUGCGAAGUAAUCAAAAGGUGCCUGACUGAAAUUCUAAUUUUUUACAUCACAAACUCAAGCACAUGUUGAUAGUUGAGGUUAUCUGCUAUCGGUCUGUAGGCUAUCAAAUUUCUCCUUUUUGCUUAACAAGGAAAUUUAAUAAUUGUAGGCACGCUUGUAAAAUAGAUUGGCUUAGUUAUUCUUCUCUCGCUUUGUCUAAUAGUAAUGUACGUGCAGAGGAAUUAUUUGUAUUUUGAAUUAUAGGAAAAUCUAUUGGGAUCAAAUUAAUUUUUUUAGUUACUAGUGCAAUGAUGUGUCGGCUGAUUUUAGACUCAAGUUUAUUGUCCUCCCCUGCUAGUUUGCCUUCAGAUUGUUUAGUGAUAGAUUAGCUUAGAUUUAUCUUUAAGAUUGCCCGAGCACAAAUGUUUUCCUAAUGUUUGUAGAAGAGAAACUGUGAUAUAAUUUCUAUUUAAUAUACUUUAAUGUGUUUUCCUAUCGAGUAGAGAGAAAGUUACCAGUUAAAUACUAUUGGCCACCGGACUCCGAGCUAGGUGUCGUGUGACUUAAGAUUGCUAUUGAUGUCACUACGAUUUUUAACACAAAAAUAGUUCUAUUUUUGUACUUUCUUACCAAAUAGAAAAAUCUUAUAAUUUUUAUGUUAUAGAAAAUGUAAUCGUUUUAAUGUAAUUUAGGAUCGGAGAGAGAUAAUUUAUUAGAUUUUAAUAUAUUAAAUGAUUACAAUAAAUGCUGUAAUUUAUAUAAAGCCAGUCUUUUUUAUUUAUCUUUAUUACUUACAUGUGGUCAAAUAGCUGUUGUAUUGGUUCUGUCUUUACCAACACUUUAUGUAAUUGACUAACUGUUAUUAUAUUGGUGUAGUAGAUGAAUAAUAAUUAUUAGUUUUGCAUCAUAA
Messenger RNA from Macrosteles quadrilineatus (aster leafhopper), 7111 nucleotides. Its product is annotated as maternal B9.15 protein-like. The coding region runs from base 315 to 1148 and encodes 277 amino acids. The transcript has 4 exons. Gene Ontology annotation, cellular component: cytoplasm; nucleus. Lineage: Eukaryota; Metazoa; Arthropoda; Insecta; Hemiptera; Cicadellidae. The record is from RefSeq and is a predicted model, not a curated record. Gene Ontology annotation, biological process: negative regulation of mitotic cell cycle; negative regulation of cell population proliferation.